AUGAAAUCCGGUGCCUUUCUCGCGUCUCUCGCCCUGGGCUUGCUGCCCGCCGCGAUCGCAGCUCCCCCGGGCUUUGAACCCGCAAAUGUCGUCCCUGUAUUCGGCCGAGCUCUACCCGAUGCACCCGAUGGCUACGUCCCGACCAAAGUUAGCUGCCCUGGCACUCGUCCAACGGUGCGCAGCGCCGCGAAGCUCUCCUCCAAUGAAACCGACUGGCUUAAGACCCGUCGUGAAAAGUCCCUUUCUGCCAUGACGGACUUCUUCGGCCAUGUGAAGGUCGGCGACUAUGAUGUGACUUCUUGGCUGGACAAGCACAAGAGCAAUUCCUCUAAUAUUCCCAAUAUCGGUAUUGCCGUGUCCGGUGGUGGUUACCGUGCACUGAUGAACGGCGCUGGUGCCAUCAAGGCAUUCGAUAGCCGAACAUUCAAUGCUACCACCGAUGGACAUCUUGGUGGUCUGCUGCAAUCUUCCACUUAUGUCGCCGGUCUCAGUGGUGGUAGCUGGCUGCUGGGCUCUAUCUACAUUAACAACUUCACCACCAUCGAUAAGCUGCAGACUACUUCCGAUGGUGCCGUUUGGCAGUUCGGAAACUCUAUUCUCGAAGGCCCUGAUACCGGCGGUAUCCAGCUGCUGGAUUCGGCCAGUUACUACAAGGACAUCGCCGAGGCUGUUGAGGGCAAGGAGAAGGCCGGAUUUGACACUUCUCUCACCGACUUGUGGGGCCGUGCUCUCGCCUAUCAGAUGUUCAAUGCCAGCGAUGGAGGCAUCGAUUACACUUGGUCCUCCAUUGCGAAGACCUCGGAUUUCCAGGAUGGCAACUACCCCAUGCCGCUUGUCGUGGCCGAUGGCCGUAACCCCGGAGAAUUGGUCGUUGGCAGCAACUCCACUGUCUACGAGUUCAACCCCUGGGAGUUCGGUACUUUCGACCCGACCAUCUUCGGCUUCGUUCCUCUUGAGAAUCUAGGCUCGCGUUUUGUUGCUGGUUCUCUCCCUAGCAAUGAAAGCUGCGUUGGUGGUUAUGACAACGCUGGCUUCGUUAUCGGAACAUCCUCCACUCUUUUCAACCAAUUCCUGCUCCAACUCAACACUACCUCCCUUCCAUCGUUUGUGAAAGAUGUUUUCAACGACAUUCUUAACAAGCUGGACAAGUCUGAUAAUGAUAUCGCCUCCUACGAUCCCAACCCAUUCUAUCACUACAACAACCAGUCCUCUCCCUACGCCCAGCAAACCGCCCUGGACGUCGUUGAUGGUGGUGAGGAUCUGCAAAAUAUCCCCCUGCACCCGCUGAUCCAGCCCGAGCGUCAUGUCGAUGUUAUCUUCGCUGUCGACUCUUCCGCCGACACCACCUACAGCUGGCCCAACGGUACCGCUCUGGUUGCCACCUAUGAGCGCAGCCUCAACAGCAGCGGUAUCGGCAACGGCACUUCAUUCCCAGCCGUUCCGGAUCAGAACACUUUCGUGAACCUGGGCCUGAACACCCGACCUACUUUCUUUGGCUGCAACAGCUCCAACACGACCGGCGCUACCCCGCUGGUUGUCUACCUCCCCAACACCCCAUACACCACUCUCUCCAACGAGUCAACCUUCACCUUGAGCCGUGACGACACCGUCCGUGAUGAUAUCAUUAACAACGGAUACGAAGUCGCAACUAUGGCUAACGGCACUCGCGACGGCAACUGGACUACCUGUGUCGGCUGUGCCAUCCUGAGCCGCUCUUUCGAACGCACUGGCGAUACUCUCCCCGAUGUGUGCACCCAGUGCUUCAAGAACUACUGCUGGAACGGCACCAUUGACUCCAAGGACCCUGGCGUCUUUGACCCAAGUACCCUGAUUAAGAAAGCUGAUAACGCGGCCAUUGCUGCUAUUGUUCCUUCCGUGCUCUCCGCCACCGUCGCUGCUAGCGUAGCGCUCUUCAGUCUGGCUUAG
Molecule: messenger RNA, 1926 nt
Organism: Penicillium waksmanii
Lineage: Eukaryota; Fungi; Ascomycota; Eurotiomycetes; Eurotiales; Aspergillaceae
Product: lysophospholipase family protein
Exons: 3
Coding region: 1-1926 (641 amino acids)
Biological process (GO): glycerophospholipid catabolic process
Cellular component (GO): cytosol; intracellular membrane-bounded organelle
Molecular function (GO): A2-type glycerophospholipase activity
Source: RefSeq, a predicted model, not a curated record